Molecule: messenger RNA, 510 nt
Organism: Phycomyces blakesleeanus NRRL 1555(-)
Lineage: Eukaryota; Fungi; Mucoromycota; Mucoromycetes; Mucorales; Phycomycetaceae
Exons: 3
Coding region: 1-510 (169 amino acids)
Source: RefSeq, a predicted model, not a curated record
AUGGCGGCAAUCCAAAGCGAUCAAGACGAUAUGUCUACCGUUAAUGCCAUCGCCAAUUCUGGAGCACAAACUAUUGUUAUUGGCUCCUUGGAAGACAUUCAAGUUUUCGCUGAAAUCUGUGAACCUAAUAAAAGACAACGCAAUCACAUUAGCCAUGAUGGUUAUAUCAAUUCUGAUAUAAUCAGCGACGAUAGCGAUGAUCCCACCAGUAUCUUGUCCGGGUCUUCAUAUGUCGUGCCUGAGGUUGAUGACGCUCCCUGCAGCUACAUAUGUAAAAUGGGAAUGCCUGAACUUGACAGCAGCAACAUUCCUAGUUCUCCGAUAGAAAUAGCAGACAGUCAACUUGCGGCAUUGGUUGUUGAUGCCCAACCAUUGGCCAGCAAUAACUCAAUGCACCCAUUAGACGUAGUCAAUCGUUUAAGAUUAGAGAGCUUUCUAUCUGACUUUAAGUAUGUUAUACCAAAAUUAGCAAUCUUCUACUAUCUGUGUUUAAAGUAUUCAUCGGCUUAG